UUCCCCACCCCCCCACCCCCCUUUAUUCAAUAUUUCUCUCUGCUUCUCCCUGUUCUCGACAAGAAUUCAUAAACCAGCUCGUAGCUAGUCUUGUACGAAUAUAUAUCCUUCCUUAAUCAUCAUGGUACUGAUGGUCACUUGCAUGGCUGCUUCUCUAAAGAAACUUGCGUCUUUGUUACUUGUACUAACAUUUCUAGGGAAGAGUUAUGUGUUUGGUCAUUUUGUGGUCGAGAAGAGCAGCCUAAGAGUGUUGUCUCCCAUGAGUUUGAGAUCAAAACAUGACAGUGCAAUAGGUAACUUUGGUAUUCCAGAUUAUGGUGGCUACCUGGCUGGUUCUGUUAUGUAUCCAGAUAAAGGAGCUAAUGGUUGUCAGAGUUUUGAUGGUGAUAAGCCCUUCAAGUCUAAAGGCUCUCGCCCAACUAUUCUACUUCUUGAUCGUGGAGAAUGCUACUUUGCCUUGAAGGCAUGGAAUGCUCAACAAGCCGGAGCUGCAGCAGUGUUAGUGGCUGAUAGCGUAGAUGAGCCUCUAAUAACUAUGGAUUCUCCUCAGGAAAGCAAGGACGCAGACGGGUAUAUAGAGAAGAUUGGAAUCCCAUCAGCUCUGAUAGAGAGGUCACUUGGAGAGAGCCUGAAACAAGCCUUGAAAAAUAAAGAAUAUGUGGUGGUAAAAUUGGACUGGAGAGAGUCAGUGCCUCAUCCUGACCAGAGAGUUGAGUAUGAGCUUUGGACAAACAGCAAUGAUGAAUGUGGGGCUCGAUGUGACGAGCAGAUGGAUUUUGUGAAGAAUUUCAAAGGCCAUGCUCAGAUCCUCGAGAGGGGGGGUUACACUUUGUUCACUCCACAUUAUAUUACUUGGUUUUGUCCCCCGCCUUUCAUUCUUAGCACUCAAUGCAAAUCUCAGUGCAUAAACCAUGGGCGAUACUGUGCUCCUGAUCCAGAACAUGAUUUGGGGGUGGGAUAUCAGGGAAAGGACGUGGUCUUUGAGAACUUGAGGCAACUUUGUGUCCAUAGAGUUGCCAAUGCGACCGGAAGGUCUUGGGUUUGGUGGGAUUAUGUGACAGAUUUCCAUUUCAGGUGUUCCAUGAAGAACAAGAGAUAUAGCAAAGAAUGUGCUGAAGAUGUUUUGAAAUCACUUGAUUUGCCUGUUGAGAAGAUCCAAAAAUGCAUGGGUAACCCUGAAGCUGAUGUGGAGAAUGAGGUGCUCAAAACUGAGCAGAAACUGCAGGUAGGCCGAGGAUCUCGUGGUGACGUUACCAUCUUGCCAACAAUGGUGAUUAAUAACGUUCAAUAUCGAGGAAAAUUGGAGAGGGCUGCGGUGCUGAAAGCGCUAUGUUCUGGAUUCAAGGAGACCACUGAUCCUCCAGUUUGUUUAAGUUCAGAGCUUGAGACUAACGAGUGUCUGGAAAGGAACGGAGGGUGUUGGCAGGACAAACAAUCUAACACAACCGCUUGCAAGGACACAUUUAGGGGAAGGAUGUGUCAGUGUCCAGUUGUGAACGGUGUUCAGUAUGCAGGAGAUGGUUACAUGUCUUGUAAACCUAUUGGACCUGGAAGGUGUGCAGUAGAAAAUGGAGGAUGCUGGUCAGAAACAAAACAUGGAUUAAGUUUCUCAGCUUGCUCAGAGUCCCAGUUGACCGGUUGCCGCUGUCCACAAGGGUUUCAGGGGGAUGGCUAUCAAUGCGAAGAUAUCGAUGAAUGUAAGACGCACACUGCUUGCCAAUGUGAUGGCUGUUCCUGCAAAAAUAAAUGGGGUGGAUAUGAGUGCAAAUGUAAGGGGAACCGCAUAUAUAUAAAGGAACAAGAUGCUUGUAUUGAAAGAAAUGGAUCCAAAUUUGGAUGGUUCCUCACCCUUGUGAUCCUAGCCGUUGUGACUGGUUCCGGUAUUGCUGGUUAUAUAUUCUACAAAUACAGGCUUCGGUCUUACAUGGACUCAGAGAUCAUGGCUAUCAUGUCACAAUACAUGCCACUUGACAACAACCAGAACAAUGAAGCUCCACCAGAAUCCCAACCAUUACGACAUGGCACAACUGUGUAAGAUGCAAGAACUAAAGCAUCCAAUCCAGCAAAGAAUGAUUCCAUUAGAGGAGCGGAGAUUAUGUGUCUGCUGAAUGGAAAUUUUCGUAACCAAUGGCAGCUCUUCUACACAACAGAGAGAGGUCCAGUUCCUGUGCUAUAUACGGUUUAGAGAAGUACGUAUUUUUUAGAACAUUUAUAGAAGAAUCUCCUGAGUUUUCCCUUCUGUAUAUAGAAAUAGUUGAGAUCAUGUAGAUGUUGCUUCAAAUAUUAAAUAAGGACACGUGAAGGUGACAAAAACAGGUACGAUGAAGAGAAUAAAGAGAUGCAAGGAUAAUGCUGCUUUGAAUCAGUUUAUUUAAGAACACUUUUCAACAAUUUCUACCUGCAGAGCAUACUUGAUGAUA
Messenger RNA from Populus euphratica (Euphrates poplar), 2420 nucleotides. Its product is annotated as vacuolar-sorting receptor 6-like. The transcript is spliced from 13 exons. Lineage: Eukaryota; Viridiplantae; Streptophyta; Magnoliopsida; Malpighiales; Salicaceae. Gene Ontology annotation, molecular function: calcium ion binding. The record is from RefSeq and is a predicted model, not a curated record. The coding region runs from base 122 to 2035 and encodes 637 amino acids.